AUGGCCAGAGCUUACGUCGCGAACUCCACAACGACUACCACAACCUGCCUUGUUAGCUCCAACCAGGACAUUACCGCCUUGUCGUCGCCUUCGCAUCCCCCGCCAACACCUUGCAACAUCUCGUCGCGUCCCGGAGCCGCCCCCUUCUCUCUCCUCGACGACUGCGGCGCAUUCACGCGAAACCGGGUGCCAAUGAAUCUCGAGCUCUCCACUUCAGACCGCGCCCACUGGCUGAGUCGACUGCGCUCAUGUCUGCGGCUGUUGAUCAUCGUGCUCAGCGGCGCCGUCGUCUGCAUGCUCAUGCACACGUUUGAAAUCUAUCGCGGGAACCGGUACAUUGAUCUGCGCAAAGGGGAACUUCCCAUGGUCUGGCCUGCACACACCAACCUCGCGCCUACCAUUAUCCUCUUCGCCAUUGCCGCCGGCAACUUCCUCGCCUCGGUCGCCAUCCUCAGCCUCUCGUUCAAGCGCUCGUUUCGCCGCCCGUUUCGCUCUCGCGACCUUUAUCGUAUUGUAGCCGGUAGCUUUGGCGUCAUCAUGUGGGUUACGGCGCUUGUCGUCUUCAACUUGCUUGACAAGGCUAGCAAGGCCAGCUUGGGCCGCUACUCGUGCACCAAUGCCAGUGUGCUGACAAACGGCCGCUACCAAUAUCGCGCCGUCUGCGAGGAGCAGGGAGUCGCUUUCUACACGGCUAUUGGUGCAGCCACAGCCGAACUCAUCACCCUCAUCACCCUCGCCGUCUCAGCCAUCCUCUCCGCAAAACACCAAGAGCCACCGCCAACAAUCCGUAUCCGUGAGAAGAACAACUCGAUAAGUUCAGGCUCGCAAUAUCAUAAACCGUUAAAACGGUGAAAAGACAUGCGAAUAGAAAAGCGCCCAUCCUUUUUUCGACCACUACCGACCUGUGGCUCGAAAUUUACGACACGCUUUUUUUUCCAUCUCUCUUUUGUUGUUUUCCAGUUUUGCUUUGUUACUACUUUUUUUUUGACUUGACGU
Molecule: messenger RNA, 996 nt
Organism: Pyrenophora tritici-repentis Pt-1C-BFP
Lineage: Eukaryota; Fungi; Ascomycota; Dothideomycetes; Pleosporales; Pleosporaceae
Source: RefSeq, a predicted model, not a curated record